UUAAUUUCUUUUUUCUCGGACAUAGACCACUUACGAAAGCCUGUACGAUUCGUUCGUAUUUUCCUCGGUCUUGCCCUCUUGGCCAAAAGUAGAUAGGAGUCUUGAUGGUGGUUAGAUUAUCAUUAAUAAUUUAGAAUUCGUUUACAUAGUAACAAGAGCCCUUAUUUUUACAAUGGCCGUUGCUGCUAGGGCACUCACAAAAUUGACAGUCAGCAGACCAAGCAGUCUGAUUCGUACAUCUGUCAGGUUCAACUACACAGAAACGAGGAAAAACUUGAAGAUUGACUCGAAUACUAAAGUAAUAUGCCAAGGAUUCACUGGUAAACAAGGAACUUUCCAUUGUCAACAAGCAAUAGAUUAUGGAACGAAAAUUGUUGGUGGUGUUAGCCCUAAAAAAGCCGGCACUGAACAUUUGGGCAGGCCAGUAUUCAAGUCUGUUAGAGAGGCUAAAGAGGCUACUGGAGCUUCAGCCUCCGUAAUUUAUGUUCCUCCCCCAUCAGCUGCAGCUGCAAUCAUGGAAGCACUUGAUGCUGAGAUGCCCCUAAUUGUUUGUAUUACUGAAGGAAUUCCUCAACAUGACAUGGUUAAAGUUAAACGACGGUUAUUAGAACAAAAUAAAUCUCGUCUUAUAGGUCCAAACUGUCCUGGAAUUAUCGCUCCAGAACAGUGUAAAAUUGGAAUCAUGCCGGGUCAUAUUCAUCAAAAAGGAAAAGUUGGAAUUGUCUCUAGAUCUGGAACUUUAACUUAUGAAGCUGUAAAUCAGACAACACUCACAGGUUUAGGACAAUCAUUGUGUGUUGGUAUUGGUGGUGAUCCGUUUAAUGGUACUGACUUUAUUGACUGCUUGGAAGUAUUUUUAAAUGAUCCUACCACAUCUGGAAUAAUCAUGAUCGGUGAAAUUGGUGGUAGUGCUGAAGAGUCUGCUGCUGAAUAUCUUACUAAACAUAAUCAUGGUCCAUCAGCUAAACCUGUAGUAUCAUUCAUUGCUGGAGUCACUGCUCCACCAGGACGUCGAAUGGGUCAUGCAGGUGCUAUUAUUUCAGGAGGUAAAGGCGGAGCUCAGGAUAAAAUCAACGCACUUGAAAAGGCUGGCGUAAUAGUAACGAGAAGUCCCGCACAAAUGGGUCGAGAACUGCUGAAAGAAAUGGUUCGCCUGGGUCUUCAUUCACUUUAAAUUCAAGACUUCUUUGUAAAAUGAUGUAGUUGUACUUGUCCAUAUAUCCUCUAAAAUAAUUAUUAACGUACUAUCACACAAUGCAAAGAAAUAAACGAUAAGAGGAAAAAUGUUGACACGAAAUUGGAAUAAAAUAAAAUGUAAUAGAUUCAACAAGUUAAAUUUUAUUAAAAGGAUAUAUUUAUCAAAUAUAUAUAUGUAUACAUAUAUAAAUGUGUAAAGAUGUGUCAACAACGUUGUUCAUGAAAAAAAUAUAAAAAUUGUACAGUGUUCACAAAGUUUGUGAAUCAUUAUUGAAAGUAAUUCAAUGUUGUUGGUAGUUUCACGCUUUUAACAUUGUGGAACUUAAUUUUACAAAAAUAUUACAUCAAUUUUUAAUUGAUUUUGCCACAAACUACUCAAUCAUCCACAGAGCAUAUUUCUAUGUACUGUUAUUAAAUAACAAUGCGCUUAUUGUAAGUAACGUUGAAGAAAUAAAUAAACCUAUUAAAAUGCGAUUUAAUUUUAUAACCAAAUAA
Chelonus insularis is the source of this 1692-nucleotide messenger RNA. RefSeq names its product Succinyl-coenzyme A synthetase alpha subunit 1 (gene Scsalpha1). Gene Ontology annotation, molecular function: succinate-CoA ligase (ADP-forming) activity; succinate-CoA ligase (GDP-forming) activity. Gene Ontology annotation, cellular component: succinate-CoA ligase complex (ADP-forming); mitochondrion. Lineage: Eukaryota; Metazoa; Arthropoda; Insecta; Hymenoptera; Braconidae. The record is from RefSeq and is a predicted model, not a curated record. Gene Ontology annotation, biological process: tricarboxylic acid cycle. Bases 173 to 1174 code for a protein of 333 amino acids. The transcript has 6 exons.